AUGAUAGUGGAGGGCUUGGUUGCUGCUGUCGGACCGCCUGCUGCGCCUGAGUUGUCUCUAACACUGCCCAGUGCUCGCUGCCUCACCUGCUUGAACUCUCCUACACGAGUAUGUGCCACGACGAGUACAACCAUCGACAACGUUAUCACCAACAUCCCGAAAGUUGACGUUGUAGUGUUAAAUCCUGCCAUCUCUGAUCACUUCGCUCAGGAGAUUGUGAUUAAUGGACAUGAUCCGAUGACUAGACUUGAGGAUAUAAACAUCGUGGAGGAGGAGGAUGAGGAACAGAUAAUUGAGAAAAGAAGAAAACAAAGAGAGGAACUUCUCAAGAGGCUCGGAGUAAGCGAGGACUCAAACCUAACUAACAGUCCUGCAGCCCCGGAGCCUGCCCAGGGGGAGACUGAACCUGCCUCUGCUCCCACUCCUAAACCCAAGCGUAAGUCAAGAUUCGAACCUGAGCCCACGCCCACACAGAAGCAAGAAAACAAGAACACACAGCGAAAGGACGGCAAAUGGGACAUGUUUGCUGAAGCAGAUAACUUUGGCGGCCAGUACAAUAGUCCAAGCAUGGUGACAAAAGGGGGGCUGUUGCCUGAGAAUCCGAGUCUCACAGACAACUGGGACGAUGCUGAGGGCUAUUACAGGGUGAGGAUCGGUGAGACCAUGGACAACCGCUAUGUGGUGUACGGCUACACUGGCCAGGGGGUGUUCUCCAACGUCAUCCGAGCGAGGGACGGAGCAAGGGGCAAUCAGGACGUGGCAAUCAAAAUCAUCAGGAAUAAUGAAAUCAUGCACAAAACAGGUUUGAAAGAACUGGAUAUUCUGAAGAGGUUGAAUGACACGGAUCCUGACGACAGAUUUCACUGUCUUCGGCUCUUUAGACAUUUCUUCCACAAGCAGCAUUUGUGCAUGGUGUUCGAGCCCCUCAGCAUGAAUUUAAGAGAGGUUUUGAAAAAGUAUGGAAAAGAUGUUGGGCUUCACAUCAAAGCUGUCCGCUCAUAUAGUCAGCAGUUAUUUUUGGCUCUCAAACUUCUGAAAAAAGCCAACAUAUUACAUGCUGAUAUCAAACCUGAUAAUAUUUUGGUAAAUGAAAACAAACUUGUGCUAAAAUUAUGUGACUUUGGGUCGGCUUCACAUGUGGCUGAGAAUGAAAUCACACCUUAUCUUGUCAGUCGGUUCUACAGAGCUCCUGAAGUCAUUUUAGGAAUUCCUUACGACUUUGGAGUAGAUAUGUGGUCAGCUGGGUGCACCAUAUUUGAACUUUACACUGGAAAAAUCAUGUUCUCUGGAAAGUCUAAUAAUCAAAUGCUGAAAUUCUUUAUGGACUUCAAGGGGAAAAUGCCAAAUAAAAUAAUAAGGAAAGGUGCUUUCAAAGAUCAACAUUUUGACCACAACUGCAAUUUCUUAUACCAUGAAGUUGACAAGGUCACAGAAAGGGAGAAAGUGGUGACGAUGUCGACUAUCAACAUAACCAGAGAUCUGCAGUCUGAACUGGUUGGCAACCAGCACCUGCCCGAUGAUCAAGCCAGGAAAGUCAACCAGCUCAAGGACCUACUGGAGAAAAUUCUGAUGCUGGACUCGACCAAGCGAAUCCCCAUCAACCAGGCACUGACUCACCCAUUCAUCCAAGAGAAGAUAUAGUGCCUGCAGAGGUAACCCUUGUGUGGACAAAGUUUAUUUCGGUUUUGUCUCGUUUAAUGAAAAUUUUAGGCCCUCGAUAGUUUGCAAUCUGUACAUAAAUGAUAUCAAUUUGGGUGUAGUGAUAGGUAGAUGCAUAAUUAAUAAUGUAAAAAAUGUAAGGCCACUUUGUAUUAUUGUUUCUUUAUUUCGAGGAUGCAUUUUAUAAAUGAAGAUAUUACUAAAACUGUUAUUAUUGUUUUCGUAACAAUUUUACUAUUAAUAUUGUAUUAUUUACAACCACUGAAUGUUUAUAAGGAGGUGUUUUGUUAAUAACAGCUAUAGUUUUAUGUGAGUGUCUUGUUUUUUAGGAAAAUGAAGUUAUUUUAGUAUACAAAAAUCAAUAAUACAGUACAUAGUUGUAUGGAUCAAGCCUCUUCACAGAAAUCAAUAGGAUUACUUGAUUAUUGUGAAAAAAAGAAAAUGUAUGUGCUUUGUAAAUAAAUGGUUUUUGAAAUCAUGCUAAUGGA
Messenger RNA from Homalodisca vitripennis (glassy-winged sharpshooter), 2147 nucleotides. Its product is annotated as serine/threonine-protein kinase PRP4 homolog. Gene Ontology annotation, biological process: mRNA cis splicing, via spliceosome; peptidyl-threonine phosphorylation; peptidyl-serine phosphorylation. The record is from RefSeq and is a predicted model, not a curated record. The coding region runs from base 1 to 1641 and encodes 546 amino acids. The transcript has 11 exons. Gene Ontology annotation, molecular function: protein serine/threonine kinase activity; ATP binding. NCBI's taxonomy places the organism in Eukaryota, Metazoa, Arthropoda, Insecta, Hemiptera, Cicadellidae.